This is a messenger RNA of Ochlerotatus camptorhynchus, 4203 nucleotides long. It is a transcript of the gene Gpat4, whose product is annotated as Glycerol-3-phosphate acyltransferase 4. Lineage: Eukaryota; Metazoa; Arthropoda; Insecta; Diptera; Culicidae. The record is from RefSeq and is a predicted model, not a curated record. Gene Ontology annotation, cellular component: endoplasmic reticulum. The transcript is spliced from 7 exons. The coding region runs from base 287 to 1768 and encodes 493 amino acids. Gene Ontology annotation, molecular function: glycerol-3-phosphate O-acyltransferase activity. Gene Ontology annotation, biological process: triglyceride biosynthetic process.
CAAUUUGUUGUUUGCGCUUGUGGCUAGUGGAUCGCUUCGUUUGUUGGCUACAUGUCGGGAAUUUAUAAAUACUGCCGCGGACCGUUUAAUUGGAUAGAAGAAUAAAAUCAAACCGAAUUCAUGGAGUAUACGAAUCGCGAGUGGCUAGUGAUGGGUAUUAAGUGAUCAAUUCGGAGAAUAAAAUUGGAUUAGUGGAUCUAGUGACGCUAAAGCUCAAAUCUUGGUGAACUGAUAAAUAAGAUCUUUCUGUCUGGUAACACCUUUACAAAGGUGGUAGGUGAACAGAAUGGUCCUGCUGGCUUCAAUCGGUGCAUUCCUGUCAAUGCUUACAUUGACACCGAUUCUUUCGUUGAUGUUUUUCAUCAUCUUCCUGGCCUCGAUGGGGAAGUCCUUAGGCGUCCGGCGGAUGUAUGUGCAGCUGCUCGUAAAAAUUUUCGAGUACGGUCGGCAAAACAUCGAAAUUGUUCGCAAGAAGCAGUAUGCCAACCUCAACACGUCGGAAUGUGAGGAUUCCUCUCCGGCAAAAAGCGAAUCCAGUGACAGUUGCACCACCGACAGUUCAGCAAAGCCCAGUGAAACUUCGGUCAACGGUGACGUAACCAAACCCAUACAAAAUGGAGAUAUUGCCAAUGGCGGUAACUCGGUGAUAAGUCGUGUUGAGUCUCUUAUCCUUUUGCCGGACGUUGAAGGUGUUCGGAGUAAAAGCCGUGAAUCGAACAAUGAGGACGACAACGAUUCAUUUGAAUUCAAUCUAUCGAAUUGCUUGGAUUAUGUUAGAUCCGGCAUGGAAGCCAUCAUUGAAGACGAGGUGACCAGCCGAUUCGAAGCCGAAGAGCUCAAAAAUUGGAAUCUUCUCACGAGAACGAACAGACACUACGAGUUCAUAUCAUGGCGUCUGACUGUCAUUUGGGUGAUCGGAUUCUUCAUCCGAUACGUCAUUCUCAUGCCUUGUAGAGUAUUUAUUUGCUUCGUUGGUGUCGUGUACUGCGUAAUUGGAUUUGCGUUCGUCGGAAUUAUCCCCAACCGCCAACUUCGAAUAAAGGCAAACGACUAUGUUUUCAAACAUACCUUCCGUAUGAUCUGUCGUUCUCUAUCUGCAGUGAUUAACUUUCAUAAUUUAGAAUACAAACCGAAAAACUGCGGUUUUUGCGUUGCGAAUCAUACAACGCCUAUUGAUAUCGCAGUUCUUUCAACUGAUCACUCGUAUUCUUUGAUUGGUCAAAGGCAUGGUGGAUUCUUAGGUGUUCUUCAAAGAGCACUAGCCCGGGCUUCCCCUCAUAUUUGGUUCGAGCGUGCUGAGGCUAAAGACAGAAUGGCAGUUGCUAAGAGGCUAAAGGAGCACGUAUCAGAUCCGACAAACCCACCGAUUCUCAUCUUUCCGGAGGGCACCUGUAUUAAUAACACAUCUGUGAUGCAAUUUAAAAAAGGAAGCUUUGAAGUGGGUGGCGUGAUAUAUCCGGUAGCUAUCAAGUACGAUGCGCGUUUCGGGGAUGCAUUUUGGAACAGUUCGAAAUAUUCGAUGAUGCAGUACCUAUACAUGAUGAUGACCUCGUGGGCGAUCGUAUGUGAUGUCUGGUACCUACCACCGAUGACGCGAGACGAAAAUGAGUCAGCCAUAGACUUUGCCAAUCGCGUGAAAAGCGUCAUCGCCAAGCAGGGCGGUUUGGUGGAUCUGGUGUGGGAUGGGCAGUUGAAACGAAUGAAACCAAAGAAAGAGUGGAAGGAGAAACAACAGGAGGAAUUCACCAAACGGCUUAAAGGUGAAUGAAAACCAAUUAGGGAUGUGAAAUGUGCGAUGACAUUGUAGGCUGACACUGAACCGUAGUAAAUCGAACUCCUUGUGUACUAGCGUGAAGAUUGUUUGAGAGAGAUGUGUUGAUUCAUAAGGUGGAAAAAAAGAAACAAUGGAAAUGUCGAAAUACGAGCAUGGAACAAUUUUAUGAAGCUCUAGUCUGCGAGAGAAAGACAGAUUACAAUGUAACUAUUAACAAGCAGCCAAAAUUGUGUGUAAAGCCUACUAAAAAUAGAUUUAAAUGUUAAUUUUACAUUUAAAAGUGAGAAAAAUGAUAUUUAUUGCAUCCACGUUUGAUCAACGUCCAACUAUGUAAAUGUCGUACAAUAGAAUGUUGAGUUGAAAUAGGAGACAAAACUAAUUUAACGGAGAAAAAAAUAAAGUUAUAAUUUGUUUGUAGCAAUCCAGUUGUUCAAUAUUCGGCAUACCAACGCAAUGAACAGAACCAAGCCUUUAUUUAUUCCAAUAUCGUCAGCCAUUGUGACCAAGAAUCCAACGUGGAUCGCAUUUAGGAAGAUAACAAGUCCUAUGUAUUAUAUCAAACACACUUUACACUGCUUUAAAAUCGAUGUAAUAUAUUAAGUAGACAGUAAACUACUAAAUAAGACUGAAAAUCUUGUAAUUUUUGUCUAUGAGUGACAGUAACGAUAAAGAAGAAAUGAGCUAGAGUGAACAAAGUGAUCAUUCAAUAAUCCAAAUCAGUACACCAUAAAUACUAAACAGGCACAAUUUCAGUGGCAACACAAUACGGAUUGUCCUAUUUGUUCAAGCUGGAAGCUGAAGCUAAGAAAGUUAAUUAUGUCAAUUGUCAUACAAGUACAUAAUGGACAAUCAAAAGAGAAAAUAGGCAACUCGACUAGCUUAGUCUUAUUUGGAUCAUGCAUGGAGUAUCGGGUCGUACAAAGAGAACAAAACUGGAAAAUGUAAGACAAAGCUGCCCUUAUUCAGCCAGAAACUACCAAAACCAUAUGUCAAUAUAUUAUUUGGAAAUGCUAAAAUAUAUCUCGAUUACUUUUGUAAACAAAUUCUGCUCGAUUAAUUUUGUAAACAAAUUCUGCUCGAUUACUUUUGUAAACAAACUCAAUUACUCCUUUUGUAAUCAAAGAUUCAAAUGUCAAUUUGUCGAAACUCACUUGUUUUCCUAAUACCUUGUUCAGACAUACAAAGUUCACUGUUGUACUACCGUUGCACUGCUUUAAGCUAGUACCACAAACUGUACUUUUUGAGGUACUAGAUUAAAUGAGUACAACGGUACUAAUUUGUAUAUCUGUCUUUGGCAUAACAAGGUGCUGCUAUUAGUUUGCGUUGAUGUGCUAAGAGUCUCGACAAAUUGACGUUUGAAUCUUUGUUUACAAUAUUUUCAAAAGCAGAUAAGUCCCUUUAAAAAAGUAAGCGACUUAUACAUAUUCACUCAAUUCUCAAGUUAAAAAUAAACCCAAAUUAAAUUCUGAAGCCUUCUAAACAUGCUUAUGAAUUGUUUAAAUUAUUUCCGGAUCUGUAGACUUUAAUACAAGAAAUCCCCUUGAAACAUCCUAACUUAUUUUUGAAAAUAAUGGAUAGCCUCGUCUAUUGAUGGACAACAAAGCAUAACAUUCCGAGACACUAUCGGUAUUUUGAUACCGCUUUGUCAUUCCACAAUUUCAAUUUUACUAACAUUCAAUAUGACUUCUACGCGGAGAAUAACUAAAAUUUCAGCAGUUUUUUUUUAGGUUAGCACCACAUGAAAAGAUUCCACAAUGUUAUCUCUCCAUAAUCCUCGGGAAUCGAGCAUGGAUCCCAAUUAGUCCCAAUGACCAUUAAGGAUUCGUUUAUGUUGGAGUCGAUCUCCAGGAAAUUCUCGUCGUUCCAUUGAUCUGGUAGGGUCACUUGUUGCGUUGAAUUUUUUGUUUUGUCGCUAACGAGAAAUCCAGUUUUUAGUACAAUCGUUGAUUGAUCGAUAUGUUAAACUCCAAGUGUGAACCAACCGUUCUGUUUCAAAGAAGACAAUUAAAUCAUUUAGCACUAUAUGAAAACAAUUUACAUAUUACAAAACUUAAAUUUAGAUUUUCGGUUUUAUUACGUUUGCUUGAAUAAUUUGCGUCAUUGAUCGGAAUAUCCUCGUUCAAAAAUAUAAAGUGAUAAUCAAACUAGGUUGAACCUGUUAUACAAUAAAGUAAUUCCAUCAGAAAAAUAGAGAUUAACCAACGCAUAUUCAAUGGUUCUUGUGCCGCAUUAUUUCAAUUUUAAUUCUCUCUGUCAUAAAGCCAAACAUUGAAAAUUUGCAGAUCGCAGAGGUAAAACACUGUUGUUUUUCGUAUGCAAAAGUUUCCAGUGCUCCUAGAAAGAAUAAGAUAAGUUAUGAAUUAAGCGAUAUGUUUAUUAUUGAGUAGGCUGUCGGGAUGAAAAUAAAAAAUCGAUUCUUUGUUAACAAA